ACCCUCCAACCUUCUCAAACGAAACGUAAAACCCUCCAACCUUCUCAAAAGAAAAACCCUAGAGCGCCGAAAUUGAUUCUCAAAUCGUUCUCUGAAACAAACCUUCUCUGAAACGUUCAACCUAUUCUCGCAAUUUGGAUACAUAGGAACUAGAGGCUGUGGGCGUGGAAGAACUCGGAUGAAUUGGGGACUCUAUCGACAGCCCUAGCUUUGAGAGUUACAUCAGUGACACUAAGAAGUUACUUCUCCCUCGUGUUUUCUUCUGAUCCACUUUUCAUGUAGAGGUUAAGCAAGAAGCUGAUGAGGUUUACGCUUGAGUAGUUUUGCUUCCACAAUUAAGGUUGUAUUUUUCCUGUGUUCAAGUUUCACAUUUUGUAUCUUGAUCUUACUUUACAUCCUUAUAAAAUUUAACCUUUUUUAUCUUCAUCAUGGAUUUGGAACAACAGUUACCUGAGCACCCUUCGGUUCGAAAACAAGAAUUGCUUAAUAACUUGAACUUUCUUUCUAACCUUAAUUUCAUUUUUGUUAGUGCUUUUGUUAAUUUUCUUAUACAUGAUAAUUUCAAUAAAUUCUUUAAAACAAAUUACAUUUGCACUUAUAUUUUAAUGUGUUUAUUUCAUUUUCUGUUUAUUUCUCAAAUGCUUUUUACUAUAGAUGAGGCUUUAUCUUUUCCCGGAACACAUACUCGAAUUUUUGUUUUUAUGUUCUUCACAUGUACCAUAUCAUUGCUUAUGAUGCUUAUUAUAUGUUGGCAAUUGUGUGCAUUUGUUUUCAUUAUUUGGUUUCUGGCUGUUUUUUAUUUUGCACCUUUUGUUCGACGUAUUUCAGAAGUUCGUGAUGAUGUCGAACAAACUCAACCUCCUGAACACCACUCUGUUAGAAAGCGAAAAUUUUUAGCAAAUCUACUUCUUAUUUCAGUCCAAAAUGCAGUAACAUUAGGUUCUUUUGUUGCUUUGAAAAUAAUAAAUAAUAGUUUUUUGAAUGAUAAUAUGAUUGUAAUAUUUUUGAUGUUUGUAGGUUUUAAUUUACACCACACUUUAAUAAUUAUUUAUGAUAUCAACACAAUAAAUUUGCAAAAUGGAAUGUUGGAAAUAAUGGUUAUUAUGUUAUUGAACGAUGCUAUAUCGUUUUUCUUAGCAUAUUAUAUACAUUAUAUAUUGUGUAUUGCCAUUUCGGCCAUUAUAAUUAUUUCAAAAAUUAUGCUUUUUCCAUCAAAGAUAAAAAACUGGUGGCAGACGUGUGAAUGUUUUCCGCGUACAUGGAUAUCGAAGAUAAAGAAUUGGUGGCGGACCUGUGAAUGUUUUCCGUGUACAUGGAUAUCAAAGGUAAAGAACUGGUGGCGGACUAACAUUGUUAGGUCUGAAUCACUGUCAACUACACGUCAUGGAAUCCGUCGUAAUGUUAGGUCUCAAUCAGUGCCAACAAGAAUUCAUAGAGUUAUCCGCAGUAUCAUCCGUUCUCAUAGUACCUAGUACCCUACUUUGUCUCUUGAGUAUGAGGACCUUAUUUAUAUAAGGUUGUGGGUCCAUUUCUUUGAUGUGUAUAUUAUAUGGUCUCUAGAUUCACAAGUUUACAACUUCAUCAUCUGCACAUUGAUAUGGUGGUAUUAAGAGAGUUAACUUGCCUGAAAGGAACUUAAAUGACUUGGUUGAAGCACCAUCAUGAAUGCUAGCCAAUUUAGAGGCCAAUCAUACAUGUUUGUGUAUACAUACAUGUAUAAAGCAUGCUCGGUUAAUCAGCAGUUGGCGGGAAAUAUGGUAAACGGUCUUAGACACGACGUUUGAUCGGGGCUUUGGGCCUGACUCCUGAUAUUUGCAAGUUCCUACAGAUCUAUGCAGAUGUUAUUUGGGAACUGAAGUUUUACUGAAUUUCUAGUGACACUGAAGGCUUGGCAGAUGUAUUCAAGUUUUGAAUGAUUUGUUUUGACAGAGUUACUUAAAUUAUCACAAAUUAUUUUUAGGUUGAGAAUCUGAUCUUAAUACUCAAAAUAGUGAUGGAAAAUUUUCAAUACCAAAAACUUGUAAUGAACACCAUACUAUUUCUAUCUAUUCGAUCUUUACUUACAUUCAUUUAAACCUAUGUUUGGUUCUAC
This is a messenger RNA of Vicia villosa (hairy vetch), 2092 nucleotides long. RefSeq lists its product as uncharacterized. The transcript is spliced from 10 exons. The record is from RefSeq and is a predicted model, not a curated record. The coding region runs from base 429 to 1472 and encodes 347 amino acids. NCBI's taxonomy places the organism in Eukaryota, Viridiplantae, Streptophyta, Magnoliopsida, Fabales, Fabaceae.